Molecule: messenger RNA, 1575 nt
Organism: Cricetulus griseus (Chinese hamster)
Lineage: Eukaryota; Metazoa; Chordata; Mammalia; Rodentia; Cricetidae
Source: RefSeq, a predicted model, not a curated record
AUGCAGCAUGUGCUUAGCCAGCAGAAGGUUCUGGAUUCAAUUCCCAGCAACCAAAGAUUUGCCAGGAGGUCAAACCAGGCCGGAUGCCUGGGUGAGGAGAAGACAGCUCUAGAGAAGGUCUGUAGGGAUAAGCUGGAUGGAGUCGCCAAGCUCCGCACAGUUCGGGAAGCCCCCUCUGAGUGCAUCUGUCCCCCAGGUCCCCCUGGACGGCGUGGCAAGCCUGGACGAAGAGGCGACCCCGGUCCUCCAGGGCAAUCAGGACGAGAUGGCUACCCGGGACCUCUGGGUCUGGACGGAAAGCCAGGACUUCCAGGCCCCAAGGGGGAAAAGGGUGCACCAGGAGACUUUGGCCCGAGGGGAGCCCAAGGGCAAGAUGGAGCUGCAGGACCACCUGGGCCCCCUGGACCACCUGGGGCCCGGGGCCCUCCUGGUGACACUGGGAAAGAUGGCCCCAGAGGAGCUCAAGGCCCAGCGGGUCCCAAAGGAGAGCCUGGACAAGAUGGCGAGAUGGGCCCCAAGGGACCUCCAGGACCCAAGCCUCAGCUGUUAUCUUCUCAGGGAGAUGAUGGGAUGCCCAGCCAGCCAGGACUCCCUGGACCCCCAGGGCCCAAGGGUGAGCCAGGAGAUGUGGGGCCCCAAGGAGAGAAUGGAGUGGACGGUGCCCCAGGACUGAAGGGGGAGCCGGGCCACCCAGGUGCAGAUGGAUCCGCAGGGCCCCGGGGUCCCCCAGGCCUCAAGGGAGAACAAGGUGACACAGUGGUAAUCGACUAUGAUGGCAGGAUCUUAGAUGCCCUGAAGGGUCCUCCUGGGCCACAGGGAGCUCCCGGGCCACCAGGGAUCCCUGGAGCCAAGGGUGAACUUGGAUUGCCUGGUGCCCCAGGAAUCGAUGGAGAGAAGGGCCCCAAAGGAUCAAAAGGGGACCCAGGAGAGCCUGGGCCAGCUGGACCCAAAGGGGAGACAGGCGAGAUGGGCCUGUCAGGUCUUCCGGGUGCUGACGGUCCCAAGGGAGAAAAAGGAGAGUCAGCAUCUGAUCGCCUCCAGGAGAGCCUGGCCCAGAUCAUUGUGGAGCCAGGGCCACCCGGUCCUCCUGGCCCCCCUGGCCCCAUGGGCCUCCAGGGGAUCCAGGGUCCCAAGGGCCUGGAUGGAGCCAAGGGAGAGAAGGGUGCAUUGGGUGAGAGAGGUCCUCACGGCCUGCCUGGACCAGUUGGCCCACCAGGCCUUAUUGGGUUACCAGGAACCAAAGGAGAGAAGGGCAGACCUGGAGAGCCAGGACUCGAUGGUUUCCCUGGACCCAGGGGAGAAAAGGGCGACCGGAGUGAACGUGGAGAGAAGGGGGAUCGAGGAGUUCCUGGCCGGAAAGGAGUGAAGGGCCAGAAGGGUGAGCCCGGCCCACCGGGCCUUGACCAGCCAUGCCCUGUGGGUCCUGAUGGCCUGCCCGUGCCUGGCUGCUGGCAUAAGGAAGCCGGCAGGAAAGCGGACAGGCUGCUGUGGGGAAAUGUGUUUGAGGACCCCUGGCAGGGCCUGGCUUUCCUAGAGAUGACGAAGGUGAAAAUGCCUAGCUCAGUGACCCCUUGA